GAGACUGUGACCCUGAUGAAGGAGCGCUACAAGGACGUCGCAGGCGAUUUGAUGGAUGAGCCCAGCUUUGACAUGUUUGUCACCGUUCCGCAUGCUUUCGACCACCUUGUCUAUGAUGUCUCCCACAAUAAAGACAAGCUGAAUGAGUCCUGCGCCAAGACCAUGCAGGCAGCUUUUGAAUUCUCCGACCACCUCUGCCAGGUCGUGGCAGCCGUUGAAACCAUGAUGACAGCGGACAACGUGCCUGGAAGUACCACUGGAUUCAAGGUCUUCUUCUUGAACCGACUCCAACGCUACCUUCGGCGUGCUGCCGGGCUGCCCGAGUCCCCGCGCGAGAUCGUGGAGACGGACAAGCCACGGCACCUCUCCUCCGCCGCUGCCGUGGAAGGGGUGGAGCCGGUCAGAUCACGGCUUUUCUUUGGCCACAGCUCGUGGCUGCAGGGGGUCAUCACCCUUCUCUUCGGGAGCUCCUUCUCAAAGUAUCUGCCAGGGAUCGUGCUGGAACAAUUCAUGCGUGCUACCUCGAUAGUUUUGGGGCCAAGCAUUGAGUUCAUUGGUCUGAUUGAUCAGCAGAGGCUAGACCAGGCAUUGCAUGACCAGCAGAGGCUAGAGCAGGCUUUGCAUAUCAAAGUUGCAGACAGACGUGUUUCAGAGUUUCGCCAAAUGGAUGCUGCUUUUGUGAGCCGGCUGAAAGGGCUGUGCCCAUACAUAUACGAAGCUGGCUACGAGUAUGAUGAGCCGAGUGGACUCAUGAGACGCGAGAGAUUCUUAUACUGCUUUCAGUAUGGGCAUUCCUUGUUGAGCACGGCGCUCGAGAGGGAGGGCGUGCAGAGUGCAUCUGUGGUGGGCAUGGACGACACGGAGUCCAUAGAGACGGUGCGAGGACAAGACCUGUGUGUGACCAUGUGCUCCAGAAUAUUACCUGGAGGUUUGCUUUACCUCGUGCUCUCUCGCCAUUGCUAUGCGAGCUUGGGGGUGAAGCACCAGGUGGCUGCUUUCCUGGGCAACUUGUUUCUCUUAGCCGACAUGAUUGCUGUCCGGUGUGUGGUGCAUGUUCCGUUGGUUGAGAGCCGCUUCUUCGAGACGCACCCGGCUUUGGAGGAGGUGGCACGGCGGCUCCUCUUUGUCCGAUGCUGCUUCCCGAUGUCAGCAUUCUGCUGCCGCAAGCAGGAAAUGACAUGUCUUUGGGGAAGCGACAAGCUUGUCAUCAAGGCAGUGAGACAUGUCGCUGGACGGCUUAUGCAUAUGUACCCUCCUUUGUGCAACCGGCGAAAUGCCGGUGCACCAACCAUGGGCAGUUACCACGGCGAGCACACCGGCACCUACACCUAUUGUGUUUGCGACAUCGUCCUCUUGCGACACCGACGGUCCGUGGACGCCUUGCUGUGCCUGAACUUGAGUAGACUGCUCGAUGAGCUGGCUCGUGAUCUCUUGACUCAG
Messenger RNA from Symbiodinium sp. CCMP2456, 1440 nucleotides. The record is from the annotation of a GenBank genome assembly. Lineage: Eukaryota; Dinophyceae; Suessiales; Symbiodiniaceae.